AUGCUGCGACUACACACUCAUUGCGGCUUUCUGGCUGCCCUCGUUUGGGCAGCCAAUUGCCAAGAAACAUAUGAUUUCAUCAUCGCCGGAGCCGGGACAUGUGGCUCGGUGGUGGCCAACCGCCUCUCAUCGGAUCCGAACCUGUCCGUUUUGGUGAUUGAGCCGGGCCUCGACGAGCGGGCCAACCCGAACGUCACCUCGGUCCUGGGCUUCUUGAGCGCUUUCAACACGCCCAUUGACUGGGCAUACAACAUCACCCCGCAGGCCAGUCUGGGCGGUCGUGGCAUGCAAUACCACGCCGGCAAGGCGUGGGGAGGCACCAGCACCAUUAAUGGAAUGACGUUUCUUCGCGGUGAUCGAGCUGAGAUUGACGCGUGGGAGAGUCUAGGGAACAAGGGCUGGAACUGGGACUCGCUGUGGCCGCAUUACAAGGGUGUGGAACGGUUCGAAGUGCCGACGCCCGCGCAGACCGACGCUGGCGCAAGCUGGAACCCCGACUUUCAUGGUCUCGACGGCGAGCUGGCGACGGGCUAUGCGUAUGAGCUCAUAAACGGAAGUUUGCACGAGACUUGGCGGCAGACCUGGGAAGGUCUCGGCUUUCCCUGGAAUGAGGAUGCCAAUGGCGGUGAUAUCCGGGGGAUUAGCAUCUGGCCGUCGACACUGGAUAGGGAUGCCGACACUAGAGAAGAUGCUUCUCGAGCAUUUAUCCAACCAGUAGAGUCACGUCCAAACCUCAAGAUUAUACAAGGAACCGUCAAGCGAUUGACUUGGAACGAGGAUGGGGACGUUUGCGAAGCGACCGGCGUCGAAUAUCUCACUGCGGCCGGCGAAACGAUAACAAUACAGGCUCAUAAAGAAGUCAUCUUGUCUGCAGGAGCUCUACGCUCACCCCUGAUACUGGAAUCAUCCGGUAUUGGCCAACCUGAACGUUUGCAGAAACUCGGCAUCGAAACAAAGAUUGAUCUGCCAGGCGUUGGCGAGAACAUGAUUGAGCAGCCCUUGGGCGUCGUGGCCUAUGCUGGAAACGUGCCAAAUGCGACGGGUACAAUUGUGCCCUUUGGACUAUUCAUCAACGCCCGUGACACCUUUGGCGAGCAGACAGCUGCCGUAGCAGCUUCUACUAAAGCCAACCUCUCGAGCUGGGCAGCGGAUAUCUCUGCAGCGAACGGCGGGAUCAUUAGUGCAGAAGCAUUACUCGAGGUUUUCGAGAUCCAACACGAUCUCAUAUUUAACCACAACGUUACUAUAGGCGAAAUCUUGUCCAACUUUGCCGAGCAGGACGGCUAUCGCUACGUCGCCAAUGUCUGGUGGCCAUUGCUACCAUUCUCACGUGGCAGUGUGCAUCUUAAGUCGGCAAACGCCAUUGACGACCCGGCCAUCGACCCCCAAUAUCUCCUUGCCGAUUUUGAUGUCACUGUCAUGACGGGUGUAGGUAGAGUGGCACAGUCAUUCUUCUUCCAAGAACCUAUGAGCAAUAAUAUCACCACCGCUCUAUUACCCGGGGACGCCCUCUUGCCUCGGAACGCCACGGACGAACAAUGGCGCAAUGUACUCGUCGACCAAGUGACACCGAACCAUCACGCCCUGGCCUCGGCAGCCAUGAUGUCGCGCGAGCUUGGGGGCGUUGUUGAUUCCGAACUCAGAGUCUAUGGCACACGCAAUGUGCGAGUCGUUGACGCGUCAGUAGUACCAUUGCAAAUCAGUGGGCAUCUCACCGCGACUCUAUAUGCGCUUGCCGACCGAGCUGCGGCGAUAAUAAUUGGAGAGAUAUAA
Pestalotiopsis fici W106-1 is the source of this 1773-nucleotide messenger RNA. RefSeq lists its product as uncharacterized. The coding region runs from base 1 to 1773 and encodes 590 amino acids. The transcript is spliced from 3 exons. Gene Ontology annotation, molecular function: flavin adenine dinucleotide binding; oxidoreductase activity, acting on CH-OH group of donors. NCBI's taxonomy places the organism in Eukaryota, Fungi, Ascomycota, Sordariomycetes, Amphisphaeriales, Sporocadaceae. The record is from RefSeq and is a predicted model, not a curated record.